AUCAAAUCGGUGACGUGUUUUUUACAUUUUUCAAAAAUUCUAUUUUGCCCAGGGAGAGAUACGGAUCAGAAGAAAUCCAAAGAUGGCGAAGCUGAUGCUCUUCUCCGCCGUAGUCUUAGCGAUUUUCUCCCUCGGAGCCACCGUUGAUGAUAAAUGUGCUGCUUGUAAGGCCGUCUCGGAGGAAUUGGAGUUACAGCUUUUGAAGGAAAAACCACGAAACCAUCUUGAUAUGAGAAACCGACUAAAUUCUAAAGGCCAGCGUGAAGGAAAGGUUAUUGACUACAGAAUAAGCGACCUGAGGGUGGUUGAUUUGUUGGAUGGGCUGUGUGAUCGAAUGCAGGACUAUACUCUACAAAAGGUGGAAUCUAAAAAUAGACAAUGGGUCAAAGUAGAAAGUUUUGACAAUUUAACAAAUAAACAAGAAGCUAAAGCGCACGCGAAUGACAUUUCAACUUAUUGUGGAAGGUUGCUGGAGGAAACUGAAGAUGAGCUCGCCGAGGUAAUAAAGAAUGGGUCCCUAAAAGUAGGAGACGUCCGCAAGGUUCUGUGUCAAACUUUAAGUAACCACUGCAGCAAAUCAAGUGAAUUUGACUCCGAGGAUGAGGACGACGAUGCAGAUGAAUUAUAGUUCUCAAUACAGUUAAAAUCUCACGACUUAUUUUACCAUCAAGUGAAGGUCCCAUUAUGGAGACAUUUAUGUAUGACUCAUAUGUAGCUCAGCCCCUUUUUUCAGUUUUUAUGUUCCAUCGAUAUUCUGGUGUAGAAACUUAUUUAGAUUGUGAUAGUGUUCUGUUUUAGAGCCU
This is a messenger RNA of Eutrema salsugineum, 803 nucleotides long. RefSeq names its product protein canopy homolog 3. The record is from RefSeq and is a predicted model, not a curated record. The transcript has 9 exons. Bases 83 to 628 code for a protein of 181 amino acids. NCBI's taxonomy places the organism in Eukaryota, Viridiplantae, Streptophyta, Magnoliopsida, Brassicales, Brassicaceae.